ACUCCUGCACGGUAGGUGGCGGUAAUGCACCUCUAACGUUGGUUGCCAUCCGCUGUAAAACAAGAAGAAGACGAAGAAGAACGUGCUUUCUUGAGUUUGGCAUCAAAUCAGUUGCAUGAUUUACUUAUGAUGAGGACUUUUCAGUGUUUUUGUUGCUACAUACGUUUUGCACAUUAUGUCUAACUGGACGGACUGAACGUCGCAUCUAAUCCUCGGUGAUUUCCGCCUAUUCACAUGUAUCACCGUACUUCACUGUAUGCGACUGACCUUGCCCCGGUUUAACAGACUAGCUCAGUGCUAACCUCGUCUCCUCAUCCUUGACUCGCCCUGUAUUGCAUGCAUUUACGAUGGAAGAUGAAACCUACACCGAUAUUAAUGGAAAAGCCAUAUCACUGGACUGUCAGAGUCACUCGGGUCUCUGCAGGGAGUUCACUGUCAGCUCUGCUAAAGUGUCCAUCGGUAAGGUGAUGGUGUACACCUGCUCUGUGUGGCUCUUUGCGUACGCUGUCUUCUUCUUCACACAGGUGAGACCACAGACAAAGAGUAACACUAACUUUAACCUAAUAGAUAAACCUUCUUUCUAAGUAUUUAAGGGAUAUUCCGGUGUAGAAUUAAGUAGCAGAUAGCAAUACACAGCGGUCUGAGGAUCCAUAAACUACGGACUACAGCGGGGUGACGCAGCUCAAGGAAAAACAUUUAUGAUCAUUUCUUCAUGGAAAUACAAUCAAAUCGAGAUAACAGCCAUAACCUUGUGUCCCUCAAUGAGACCUGCAUAUGUCUGUCCUCCAUGUCUUGCAGAACACCGCUGUCCUGUCCUGUGCCAUAUUAAUCACCCUGGUUGGCAUGAUGUUUCACAUCCACUUUGUGAAGGUGGACCAUGAGUCCUUGCUCGUCAUCGGCUCCUUGGGCAUACAGGUGUCCUCCAGCUACGCCUCAGGCAGAGAGACCACCACGUUCAUUGAGAUGAGUAGGAUCAAGGAUAUAGUCAUCAAUGAAGCUAUAUACAUGGUGAAUAUGAAAAAUUAUAUAUAAGGAAAUUCAUACUCUUACAAUGACAUUUAAAGGGAUAUUCCGGCAUAAAAUAAAGUUAGGGUCAAACACACCGCAAUACCAAGUUAUACACCCUGUCAAGAGAUGAAAGUUGCCAACCGCUUGCUUUGGUGAUACGGUGUGUUUGACCCUAACUUAAUUUUACGCCGGAAUAUCCCUUUUAACUACAGUUGUUGUGCUAUUUAGGUAAUAGUCACUAACAUUUUCUUUCAGCAUCAGAUCAUCUAUUACCUGUGUGUGCUGUUGAAGGACCCGUCAGAACCUAACGCAGUCUCCAGUGUUGUCCCAUUGUUCCAGGUGAGGUUAAAUACCAGACACUCACUUCUCUGCGUCAUAGAGCAGAUUGCUUCAGGGGAGUUCCUUGUGUUUGUAUCUGUCUUGUUUACCUUUUUUUAGGACGUCUAGUCCACCGAGUAACCUGUUUCUCAUCACCCUGCUGUCUUCUUCUUUUCAGAACUCGAAGCCAAGGCUGAACUGUCUGGUGAAAGUCUACAAAAGCUGCCAAGAGAUUCUGUCAAAGUGCUGACGGCUUUAAGUGUCGGUCAUCCAAAAGGAGAGGGUCCUGGUUGAGCAGCAUAUUUUAAUAUUCCUUAGUUUAUGUUAUUCUAACUUUUUUUUUUCUCCCUAAAAAGAGACAGUUAGUUAUAUUUAGAUGACGUGUUUAAAACUAAUGAGCCAAACCUUUUAUACUAAACUUAAUAUAUUAACAGCUAGAAACAUCCUUCAAUAAAUUAUCAUUUUGUUAUUUAUUACUUUGUCUACGAUUAAUUUUACUUUUUAUGCUGAUCCUUGCAUUUCAGAGGGUUUUCAAAACUGUAUUUUUGUAAUAAGAACAAUUGUAAUAAAACACAAAAUCAAUAUUGCCCCUAA
Xyrichtys novacula (pearly razorfish) is the source of this 1920-nucleotide messenger RNA. The record is from the annotation of a GenBank genome assembly. NCBI's taxonomy places the organism in Eukaryota, Metazoa, Chordata, Actinopteri, Labriformes, Labridae.